AUGGCUCUUGCUGUGCCAUCCGCUACCGCAGCCCUCGCCGGGCUCGCCUACCUCAAUGCCCGCUGGCGAGUCUCGGUCGACCUGGAGCUCAUCCUCAGUCUCCUGGCGUCCCAAAGAGCUUUUGCAAAGAGAGAGGCUGCAGAUCGGGCCAACUCCUUCUACCUCAUUGAGGGCCAUGCGCAGAACCCCAAGGUCGCAGACAAGAUCUUCCUCAUCUACCAGGGCAAGACAUGGACGUUCAAACAGACAUACGACAUGGUGCUGCGUUAUGCGGGAUACCUGCACGCCACCCAUGCCGUCCUGCCUGGCGAGAUCGUCGCCAUGGACUUUAUGAAUGGCCCUCCAUUCCUCUUUCUGACCAUGGCUUUGUGGUCCUUGGGUGCCCUGCCGGCCUUUAUCAACUACAACCUGACCUCCACCUCCUUCGUCCACAGCGUGAAGACGUCCUCGGCGAGACUCUUGAUUGUUGAUCCUGAGAUCGAGUCCAAGGUCCUGACCGACGAGACAAAGGCCAUUUUCUCGGCGCCCAAUUUCCGCAACAAUGCCUUCCCUCUGGAGGUCGCAGUCUUGACUCCUGGCCUCCAGUCGUCUCUGGAAUACUUUCCUCCCUAUCGUGCCCCUGACUCUGCCCGAUCCGGUGUGGUUGGUCGUUCUCCAUGUGUCCUGAUAUCGACCUCGGGGACGACAGGCCUCCCGAAGGCUGCAAUUGUGCCUUGGGACCGGACCGUGGUUGGCUCCGGUCUUAUUGCACGCUGGAUAAACCUGCAUCCCGUCACGUCAUCCAAACCAGACAGGUACUAUACCGCCAUGCCGCUGUAUCACUCCUCUGCCUUUCAAUUGGGCUUCCACUGCUGUCUGAUCCGAGCGUGCACUUUGGUCCUGGGCCACAAAUUCUCCGUCUCACACUUUUGGGACGAGGUCGCUGCGGCGGAUGCCACGGCCAUCCAGUAUGUUGGCGAAACCCUGCGUUACCUCCUCGCCGUGCCACCUCAACCAAAUGACCGCACCAAACACAAAGUGCGUCUCGCAUUUGGUAACGGCCUCCGACCAGACGUUUGGGACAAAUUCCGCGCCCGAUUUGGUGUCGAGACGGUGGCCGAGUUCUACGGUGCCACCGAAUCCGCCGGCGCGAGCUUCAACCUUUCCCGCAACACUUUCUCGUCAGGCGCCAUAGGUCAAGCCGGUCUCUUGGGCAGCUUGUUCAUGAGGUUGAGGCAGACCAUCGUCAAAGUGGACUGGGACACAGAAGCGCCUUACCGAGACCCGAAAACAGGGUUUUGCAUCCCCGUACCUCGCGGUGAACCCGGCGAACUACUUUACAGUGUCGACCCAGCCGACAUUGGUGCCAAGUUCCAGGGGUAUUUUGGCAACAAGGAGGCCACUAAUUCGAAGAUCUUGAGAGACGUGCUGAAGAAGGGCGACGCUUGGUUCCGUUCCGGAGACGUGAUCAAACUCGACUCAGAGGGACGCACCUGGUUCAUGGACCGCAUAGGCGACACCUUCCGCUGGCGUAGCGAGAAUGUGUCGACCGCCGAAGUCGCCCAGGCCCUGGGUCAACAUCCAGCUGUGCUUGAAGCGAAUGUCUACGGGGUGGCAAUCCCACACCACGAAGGCCGCGCCGGGUGUGCUGCUGUCUUGCUCAAAGACAUCAGCUCCCACACGACGCCUAUUCCGGACACUCUACUCGAGAGUCUAGCCACUUACGCGAGAAAUAGUCUGCCCAAAUAUGCGGUGCCCGUGUUUCUUCGAGUAAUGACGCAAGUCAUAGCGACGGGGAACAAUAAACAGCAGAAGACUGUUCUCAGACAGGAAGGAGUAGAUCCGGCCAAAGUCGCCGACGACCGGUUGUUCUUCCUCCGGCCCAACAGCCAGAGAUACGAGCCUUUCGGGAAGGCUGAGUGGGAGAUUGUGAAGAGUGGAAAGAUGAAAUUGUGA
This is a messenger RNA of Fonsecaea erecta, 1935 nucleotides long. RefSeq lists its product as hypothetical. The record is from RefSeq and is a predicted model, not a curated record. Bases 1 to 1935 code for a protein of 644 amino acids. Gene Ontology annotation, molecular function: long-chain fatty acid transmembrane transporter activity; long-chain fatty acid-CoA ligase activity. NCBI's taxonomy places the organism in Eukaryota, Fungi, Ascomycota, Eurotiomycetes, Chaetothyriales, Herpotrichiellaceae. The transcript is spliced from 2 exons.